UUAAUUGUCCAGGGAGAACCUUCGGAGCACUUGGCUGGCUUCUGGUUCCUCUUUAUUCAAGUGUUCCUUUCUGGUCUCAGUAGAACUUGGUGGAGCGAAACUGAAAGAUUGGUCAGUUUCAGUUGUGCAGUGGGAGCUGUUACAAUUUAUCUGGUGGUGUAAUGCAUGAACUACUAUGUAAGAAUGCUUUUGGAACACUGCUCAAAAUACUUGUGGUGUUCCUGUGAGCAAGUACUUUGCCAUGUUCACAGCUGUCCAUAAUGUUGAUUAUGGCUUUUAACCUCACAGAGAGCUCUGCUAGGCUUUUGGGUACAACCAAGUGGCUUAUUAAAUGCAACAGAAAAGCUGAAGAACUGUCUUUUUUUUAUAUAUAAUUUUCACUGUGUCAUUAUUUUAUGGCAGAUUUUGAAGUGCUUCGGUGCUUACUCCUGAAGAUCCCAUACUUGCUGCUGUCAGCUCACAGAAUGCAGACUACUACCAGUUUGUUCUCCUUUCCAUCUCAUUUCUGUACUUCCUACACCACCAGUAACCCAAUAUGCCAACUGCCUUUUGUGGUUUGUUGUGCCUUAAGUUGGGUUACAGAAUUGAAAUUCUGAACAGAGAAAUGCAUUUCAGCUACACUAAGGCAAACGUUGUUGCUGUUGCUAGUGCCAUUAAUGAAAAUCAUAGUUGCAGCAGCUGUAACAGGAAGAAGUCUUUUGAUACCUUACUGAGACAACCUGGAAAAUUGCUAUUAAAACUGUUCAGGUUUUCUCUGCUUAAUUUGAGUUGGAUGAAACCUAAUGGACUCCUGGUGGUUUGGUCAUCCUUGAGGUCCCUUCCAUCCUAGCCAUUCAUUAGUAUUCACAACAUAGCUGUUAACACUGAGCCUCUUCUACAUGUCUGUUCAGACCACUGCUGCUGUGUUGAGCGGAUUUGAUGCUGGCUUUUCCUGGAAUGCUAAUCUUCACGGUCUCAGUAAAUUUGGGAAAUACCAAGGCUGGAUUCCUGAGCUCUUGAAGCACGUAGAGUGCGGACAGGAAAACCGUUUAGGUUCAAAAGCAGUACCAUCUCAGGGAAGCAGUAGCCUGUUGUGGGUCUCUUGGAGCAAUAUUAAGCCAAUAAUGAGCAGAUGAUACCGGGUGAAUGGUAGUCACGUCACCACUGUGACAUCACCACUGUGGCAACACUGCUCAAGCAGCAUCAACAAGCCAGGGACUACUGUGCUCCCAAGUCAGUAGGAAACAUGCCCAGUAUCACAGCUGCCAAAGUGACUGCAGUCUCAACAUAAAUAUCUGUAGAUUUCGCAGCCAUGUCUGUUAGUGCAGCAGAGAGUGAUCCUCCUAGAUUCUUCGUUGGUGGAGAAGAUGGAGAAGAACUGUUGGAUUCAGCCAGAUCUACAGAUUAUGAACAUUUCUAUGACCAUGGGGAAGAAGAGGAGGAAGAAUAUGACUCGCCACCAGAAAGACAAAUUGCAGUUGGGAUUUGUUCAAUGGCCAAGAAAUCAAAGUCCAAACCAAUGAAAGAAAUUCUUGAACGCCUCUCCAUGUUUAAGUACAUUACAGUUGUAAUAUUUGAGGAGGAUGUUAUUUUGAAUGAGCCAGUAGAAAACUGGCCAUUAUGUGACUGUCUCAUUUCUUUCCAUUCUAGAGGAUUUCCACUGGACAAAGCAGUUGCCUAUGCAAAACUCAGGAAUCCAUUCAUAAUCAAUGACUUGGAUAUGCAGUAUCAUAUACAAGACAGGAGAAAAGUGUAUGGUAUUCUUAAAGCUGAAGGGAUUUUACUUCCUCGUUAUGCAGUUCUGAACCGUGAUCCAAACAAUCCACAAGAAUGCAACUUGAUUGAAGGAGAAGAUCAUGUGGAAGUGAAUGGGGAAAUUUUCCAAAAGCCUUUUGUAGAAAAGCCAGUUAGUGCUGAGGACCACAAUGUUUACAUUUAUUACCCAGCAUCUGCUGGGGGUGGAAGCCAGAGGCUUUUUCGAAAGAUUGGCAGCAGAAGCAGUGUUUAUUCCCCUGAAAGCAGUGUGAGAAAAACAGGCUCCUACAUUUAUGAGGAGUUCAUGCCUACGGAUGGCACUGAUGUAAAGGUGUACACAGUAGGUCCUGACUAUGCUCAUGCUGAAGCCCGAAAGUCCCCAGCUCUUGAUGGCAAGGUAGAACGAGAUAGUGAAGGAAAAGAAGUGAGAUAUCCAGUCAUCCUGAAUGCAAGAGAGAAGUUAAUUGCUUGGAAAGUAUGCCUUGCCUUUAAGCAAACGGUUUGUGGAUUUGAUUUGCUGCGUGCUAAUGGACAGUCAUAUGUCUGCGAUGUGAAUGGCUUCAGUUUUGUGAAAAACUCCAUGAAAUACUAUGAUGAUUGUGCUAAGAUACUGGGGAAUAUCAUAAUGAGAGAACUUGCUCCCCAGUUUCAGAUACCAUGGUCAAUUCCCUUGGAAGCUGAAGACAUCCCUAUUGUGCCAACCACCUCUGGGACAAUGAUGGAGCUUAGAUGUGUUAUAGCUGUAAUACGUCAUGGAGACAGAACACCCAAACAAAAAAUGAAAAUGGAAGUAAAACAUCAAAAAUUUUUUGAUCUCUUCGAAAAAUGUGAUGGAUAUAAAUCUGGAAAACUAAAACUGAAAAAACCAAAACAGCUGCAGGAGGUGCUUGACAUAGCAAGGCAACUCCUUGUGGAACUUGGGCAGAACAACGAUUCUGAAAUUGAAGAAAGUAAAGCAAAACUUGAACAGCUAAAGACUGUGUUAGAAAUGUAUGGGCAUUUUUCAGGCAUAAAUCGCAAAGUUCAGUUAACGUAUCUUCCUCAUGGCUGCCCAAAGACUUCCAGUGAAGAGGAAGAUAACAGAAGAAAUGAACCAUCCCUCCUACUGGUUCUAAAAUGGGGAGGAGAACUGACCCCUGCAGGCAAGGUUCAAGCAGAGGAGCUUGGAAGAGCAUUCAGGUGUAUGUAUCCAGGUGGACAAGGAGAUUAUGCUGGAUUUCCUGGCUGCGGCUUACUUAGAUUACAUAGCACUUACCGACACGAUCUCAAAAUCUAUGCUUCUGAUGAGGGACGAGUUCAGAUGACUGCAGCAGCUUUUGCAAAGGGACUACUGGCCUUAGAGGGCGAGCUGACCCCUAUUCUUGUCCAGAUGGUAAAAAGUGCUAAUAUGAAUGGUCUACUGGACAGUGACAGUGAUUCUUUAAGCAGCUGUCAGCAUCGUGUUAAAGCAAGGCUCCAUGAAAUUCUCCAGAGAGACAGAGAAUUUACUGCUGAUGACUACGAUAAGCUUACACCAUCUGGAAGCAUUUCAUUGAUAAAGUCAAUGCAGGUUAUUAAAAAUCCUGUUAAGACAUGUGACAAAGUCUACUCCUUGAUCCAGAGCUUGACUUCUCAGAUUAGGCAAAAAAUGGAAGAACCAAAGUCUGCAGAUAUUCAGCUGUACCACAGUGAAACGCUGGAACUGAUGCUGCGCAGGUGGGCCAAGCUGGAAAAAGACUUUAAAACAAAGAAUGGAAGAUAUGACAUUAGCAAAAUUCCUGAUAUUUACGACUGUAUAAAAUACGAUGUGCAGCACAAUGUCUCCUUAAAAUUAGAAAACACAAUGGAAUUAUAUAGGCUUUCAAAAGCUUUAGCUGACAUUGUGAUUCCUCAGGAAUAUGGUAUUUCAAAGGCUGAGAAACUAGAGAUUGCCAAAGGUUACUGCACUCCUCUAGUUAGAAAAAUACGUUCUGACCUUCAGAGGACUCAAGAUGAUGAUACUGUAAAUAAGCUUCACCCUCUUUACUCCAGGGGUGUUAUGUCCCCUGAACGCCAUGUUCGCACACGACUGUAUUUCACCAGCGAAAGUCAUGUUCAUUCCCUGUUAUCCACUCUUCGUUAUGGUGCCUUAUGUGAUGAAGCAAAAGAUGAACAAUGGAAACGAGCUAUGGAUUACUUAAACGUUGUCAAUGAACUCAAUUACAUGACACAGAUUGUUAUUAUGCUCUAUGAGGAUCCAAAUAAGGAACUUUCUUCAGAAGAACGUUUUCAUGUAGAGCUGCACUUCAGUCCAGGAGCUAAAGGCUGUGAGGAAGAUAAAAAUUUACCAUCUGGAUAUGGAUACAGACCUGCCUCCCGAGAGAAUGAAGGCUCAAAGAAAACCUCACAUAGAAAUGAUAGUGAUGAGGAGGCACAUGCAUCUAAAAGGGAUGAAACAGAUCGGUCAGUAGUGAUGUUCAAGCCAAUGGUAUCAGACCCAAUUCAUAUCCACAGAAAGUCACCCCUUCCGAGAUCCAGGAAGAUUGGUUCUGUUGAAGAAGAGAGCCCCCUGAGUGUGUCUAGCCCAGAGUGUAUUGGUACCUGGCUGCAUUACACCAGUGGUGUGGGUACUGGGCGUCGAAGACGCAGAUCAGGGGAACAAAUCACUUCUUCCCCUGUCUCCCCUAAAUCAUUGGCUUUCACAUCCAGUAUUUUUGGCUCAUGGCAACAGGUCCUAUCAGAAAGCAAUGCUAACUUACGAACACCAAGAACUAUUCUGGAACAAAAGCAGAGUGGUCUAGGGUCUCACUGUGCGGGCCUGUUUAGCACCUCAGUGCUCGGGGGUUCUUCAAGUGCACCUAACCUACAGGAUUAUGCUCGUACUCAUCGUAAAAAGCUGACUUCUUCUGGCUUCGUAGAUGACACCACACGCGGUUCUGCUGUUAAAAGGUUUUCUAUCUCAUUUGCUCGACACCCAACCAAUGAACACCCACACCUCUUUAGGUGCUGGUCCAUUUCCUCUGUGGAAUUUCUAGGCUCCAGUGGUUUUGAACUAUAUUCCAUGGUGCCUUCUAUUUGCCCUUUGGAAACUCUUCACAAUUCCCUGUCUCUGAAGCAGGUGGAUGAAUUUCUUGCCUCUGUUGCUGCUCCAUCAAAGGAAAACCUACAGGAGACAUCUUCUCCAACUUACAUGAGUCCGUUGUCGGGAAGAAAAAUUCCAUUGAAUACAUACACCCCUGCAAAAAUUCAACCCACACCACUUGAAACUUUGCCUGAAAAGCCAGCAAUAGAGAAACCAACCUCAUCUUCCAGUGAAACUUCUCUCUGUGUACCUGAUGUUAAGCUGUCUGUUGAAGCCUCGCUAGAUGCAGAACGUAGUAGUGACACUCUUUCUGAGAAUAAGUGAAUUUGAUCAGGAACGAAAAACUGGAAAGAACUUCUUAAACAACUUUUUAGUCAGCGUUCAAAUAAAUAAUAGAUCAUGCAAAAGCCA
Molecule: messenger RNA, 5185 nt
Organism: Coturnix japonica (Japanese quail)
Lineage: Eukaryota; Metazoa; Chordata; Aves; Galliformes; Phasianidae
Source: RefSeq, a predicted model, not a curated record